Molecule: messenger RNA, 1246 nt
Organism: Lasiosphaeria miniovina
Lineage: Eukaryota; Fungi; Ascomycota; Sordariomycetes; Sordariales; Lasiosphaeriaceae
Exons: 2
Coding region: 383-1105 (240 amino acids)
Source: RefSeq, a predicted model, not a curated record
AUGAAGGAUGCUUGGUAUCUCCGAUAUGGCGACUACCACGCGACGAACCUGGCAGCGCUCCGUGAAGAAGCCCGAGACAUGGUCAAGAAGACCAAGUAAGCAGCGGCUGCUGCGAAAAUGCGAUCCGACAAAGAAGCAAAAAAAUUCUGGGAAAAGACAGCUCCCAAGAGUCACGGUAGCGAUAGUUCAUCAGCUCCUGCACCACCAUCUCUCACCGACGAAGAGAAGGCGCUCCGCCAUUUUGUCUCUACAAAGUGGAUCGAGCUAGACAAACAUUUAAGCUUUGAGGAAGAGCAGGCCAAGAAGGCGAGUGGGCUUUCUGUCAGCACCCCUUUGUCCGAUUUGCUCCACAAUCUUGUUUGCCUUGUCAACAAUACUACGUAUGAAGACACGGACAUCAAUGAAGUUGUACGCCGAACGAAACGAAGUCGCCCACGCGGAUAUUAACGAAUUGGUUCGCACAGAGCAGUGGCUUAAGCUCGCUGACAAGAUUGUUGAGGAUCUUUCCGCACUUGAGACAGAGAAAUUAAUCACCGAAGAGCAGCGAGCAGCCACGAAAGCCGCCAUAUGGUACAAGAUAGAUCUCCACUUCGAAAUCUUUGACCUCGACGAAGAGGCUUUUACCGUCUCUGCGAUGAAGGCCUGGCCUCUGGACGAUAAGGGAAAGGCCGUUCGAACUUCUGUGAGGCCGGCCCCGACAUCCAAUUGCUUGGCUGUGCGGAAUCGGGUAGUAGAGUUUGGUGGUGUGGGAGCUUUUGUAGGGAAAGAGCCUUUUUCCCUGGUAUGUGAAAGCGUAUUUUUUUCCCACCCUGCCUUUCCUGGCACAAGCUUAAAAAGGUACACGGCAGCAAUUUCCUACCGUUUCCUGAUUCCUCCCUCCUCAAACCACUCUCUCUACCCAACGACAUCAAUUCCUCCCGCUGCUUCCUCCCACAACCAUCUUCUACUUCCUAUAUCCAACAAACGUCAAUCCCUCAAGCUGGUUCCUCCUACAGCUACCAGCCGCCGACGAUAUCACCGUAGCGAAACCCACUGGUUGCUGGUGGCACGCACAAGGGGUUGUCUUCGCACCCCGACACCUUCCUCACCCACACUCUCCCGGUAAUUUACGAAAAUACCACCGUCGUCGCGGCGACCCAUCCCACGGUCCAAACCGGCGACCAGAAAAAGGAUGGAUGGUUUCUAUCCGAUUUCUACGCUCUCAACUACCUGCUCAACGGCUCUGUCGCGGAUCAAACCUGGCUCA